UAAAUGUGUAUGGCAAUUAAACGGUUGUAUACUACAGACAUUACAAAAAAUCUCUCUGCUGUAUGUUUUAUUUAUCGAUGCACAUUUCGCAUAUACGUUGUGUUAAAAUAUAUACAAAGAAUGUUGUCCUUGGAAAAAAGUGUAAUCCAAAUAGCCUAUGAAAUCUGCAUUGCAGUGAUACAGUAAGUCGUGAUUACGUGCGUUUUUCAUUUUGGGAGUUGCUCAUGCGAAACAUUUAUUUGCAGUCUUUGAGAAAGCGUUUGACACCUUAAAUAAUUGCUUAGCAAAUGGCAAGUCACAACUCACAGUAAGUCCCAUGCUAGAAUAACACUCACAACAUGUUUUUCCAUGUAAAUAAACAUCCAAACAAUAACAUCAACAGCAGUUCAUUAAUUGUUUUGCCAAAAGGCUACUAGAGCACUUUGCUGUAUUGUUGCAUGCCAUAUUAAUCUAAAAAAUAUUUCUUAAUGUCAUUAUUUUUUAACAACAUUAGUGCCUUAUAUCAAUGUGACACGGUAUUCGUCUUUAAAUUGCUUCCACAAUAGUGAUUGAAAGUGACUUAUUGCAAAGAUUUGCAUGCUUUUUUUAUUUUUCGAAAUGUAUCAAUUUGCAAAAUGUUUUCAAACUGUUAAAAAAUACACACGGCAUUGACACUGAAGAAGUGGAGCACAAACUAAAAUAUUUCAUAAUGCUGCGUAAAUAGUUGGUGUACAAUUUAAUACUUCUUUAAUAUCCUUUUUAACAUCUAUACAAAAUAUUUAAAAUCCUUAUAAUCAAAUUCAUUAUAAUAAAAUUCAAAACGAAUAUCCAGUGUUCCACUUGAGGUCGGAUAGUGUCCGGAAGUGUCGUUUCUUCUGGUUUUUAGUGAUGUACAUCCAUGAAAAUAAUGCUCUGAGAUUGCUGUUGUCUUUUUUUUUUUUUUUUUUUUGUAUUCCAGUCGAAAAGAAAGCGAAAUGUAACAUCCAUUUUCGUGCAGCUUAAUAUGCUGUCCUUUUUUAAUGAAAAUUAACAAUAUUACUCCCAGUCCAUGAAAUCAUGUCAUAAUCCAAGCUGUAAAAUUCGUUCCACUGUCUGAACAAUAACAGUUUGUUAAUGUUUAUAUCACAGCUGAAAGAUGGCAAAAUGAAAGAGUAGAAAUUGUGUUUUCUGCAUUUCGUUGCCUCAGCCCACGUGUUAGUUAAUUAGUGCCCUUUUAAGUGGCUCCCCAUUGGAUCCUUUUAGCAAAGGUUGCAAAAUAAGGAACAAUGCCGUUUAGUAAAAAGUUGCAGACACCUACAUUUUUGCCUUGUGCCUUCCUCCCACACCGUUGGUGAUGCUCUCUAUUCAAGCACCUAGAAGAAAUGCAUCUUUUUAAAGUUGCCUGUUUACAGCUGCCUGUGUAUGGUGGAAGUCAUAAAUCUUACGUAGCCAUAAACGACGGGGGUAGUGUCCUGAAUAAUAAAAACAGUGAGAGAGUAAGAGAGAGAGGGAGACGUGGUGUUUGGCUUAAGGAGAGAGAAGUAGCAAUAUCGCUUGAACAUUUUCGAGCUGUUUUUUUUGUCUUAUUUCCUCCAUUUUGGUUUUUAGUCGGCUUUCUCGUUUCCUUUUUGCGUUUUUUCCUUCUCGUAUUUUUUCCCAUUCUGGCCUCCAUCUUUAAAGGACAUGUUGAUUUUUUUGUCUAUAUGCAUCCUUCAGCAAUUCAUAACAAACUCUACUAUUUUAAGAUGAUUGCGCUAUCCAUGAAACUCGCAAGACUUCUGUGACCAGGACUCACUGGAGCUUCUUAAUAUAUAAAAAUAUCUUUCUUCUUCUUCGGUUUUUUUUUUCACACCCCUCCCUCAGAUUUCAAGUCCGCCUGUUGUCUGUUCUCUUGAUCUUGCACCCCCACCUCAUUGGUUUUUAUAUUUUGCGCAUAAGUUAUUAUAAUAGUUGGGUGUGUUGGCAGGGAUGUGAUGAAAUAUUAACAAUACAGAUAGAAUGUUGUUUCUGCCUCAAGCUAGAGGCAAGCCGGCGCUGAGAACGUACUUCCUGGUAAUUUAAUAUAUACCGGUAGAGUAAGAGAGGGAGAGAGAAAUGGGUCCCCUCAGUUGUAGUUGCUUACUAAAUAAUGUUACUACAGCGUAAUAGUUAAACCACAGUGAAAAAGACCCGGGGAAAAAACUCUUCAGCUUCCGUCAUAGACCUUUAUCUUGUCCCGAAUGACUGCAAUUAGCAUAAGUUUUCACUGGUGACGCUGUUUGAUGGGGAUUAACGCUUGCGCCUCUCACAUCCAGCCUGCUCCGUUAUUUCCAAUAGCUGGAAAGGCCUGGUGUUGACUACAAACAAUAACCUAGCAAAGGCGAGCUAAUAAUACCAGCAGACCCAGGCCCCGACAUGAGACGAGGACACGUUACGGCGAAUCGGGAGCCCACCUCGGAUUAUGAUGUUCAAUUUUGCGCCUUGAGGAAAAGGCGAGGGGAGAUUGAAGGCGAAAUCUGAGGCCAUUGUUAUCUGCGAGCAGGGCGUACCAGUCGACAGGGCGGCCAGGAGCAGUGCUGCCUGUCCAUUUGCAGCCCCCCUCGCAUACCUCAGAUCUUUCAUGCUAGACCGUCUCCCCCUUUCGCGAGCCGAGGGGAAUCGUCCAGCAGCGCCCGCACUCUGGCGCGGGGCAGCCGUGCUCGAGAUACCCGGUGUUUGACGCGUACUGUCUGGCUGGAAUAUCGAAACUGGUAUGAGCUUUGGGCUUUCUUAUUGAUUGCAGCGUGGCCGAAUGUGGAAAAUAUGAUGCCUGCCCGCGCAUCUCUCGUCAGAGGCUAAGGUCAGCUUCCAAGAGGCCAUUGGAAAGAGACCGUCACGUGACAACUGGUGCCAAUGUUCUUCCAGAAGGUCGUCAGGACCCUGGUAGCCAGCAACUCGAUUUUUGGAAAUGCAGAAAACGACCUACUACGACAACUCGACACUUUUCGGAGGAUACUCGUAUCAGGGGGCAAACGGUUUUGGCUAUGAUGCCCCGGCACCAGCCUUCCAGAACUCAGCACAUCUUGAGGGUGACUACCAAAGGUCUGCAUGCUCCCUACAGUCGCUCGGCACCAGUGCACCCCCACAGCCUCAGCAUGCCAAGACGAAAGAGCUUAAUGGCAGCUGCAUGCGGCCCAGUCUGCCACCUGAACACCAUCCACCCCCCCAGGUUUCCCCUCCUCAGAACACUGUAAAUGUUGCUGCCACGAAUGCCACCCAGCAGCCAGGUGGCAGUGGUGGUGGUGGGGGGGCUGGCUCUGGGGGAACAUCCAAAUCAUCAUCCAAGUCAUCCUCUAUGGCCACAAACCCAACUCUCACGAAGCAAAUCUUUCCUUGGAUGAAGGAGUCACGUCAGAACACCAAGCAAAAAAACAGCUCCCCUAGUGCAAGCUCAGCUAAUGCGGAGAGCAGCGGUGGUGAGAAAAGCCCUCCGGGUUCUGCAGCUUCCAAGAGAGCACGCACCGCUUACACCAGCGCACAGCUGGUGGAGCUCGAGAAGGAGUUUCACUUCAACCGAUACCUGUGCCGGCCGAGGCGUGUGGAAAUGGCCAAUCUGCUAAACCUCAGUGAGCGGCAGAUCAAGAUUUGGUUCCAGAACAGGCGGAUGAAGUACAAGAAAGAUCAAAAGUCAAAAGGCAUUGGUUCAUCAUCAGGGGGGCCUUCUCCUACAGGAAGUCCACCUCUUCCAAUGCAGUCCUCAGCUGGUUUUAUGAACUCUAUGCACUCAAUGGGCAGUUACGAUGCUCCCUCUCCACCAUCUUUUAACAAACCCCAUCAAAAUGCAUACGCCAUGUCAACAGCCUAUCAGAACCCAAUGAAAGGUUGCCCACCCCAACAGAAGUAUGGAAACACACCACCGGAUUAUGACCCACACGGGCUACAGGGUAACAGUGGCAACUAUGGGACACCAAACAUGCAGGGUAGCCCUGUGUAUGUAGGAGGUAACUAUGUUGAUGCCAUGCCUGCCACUGGGCCUUCUAUGUAUGGCCUCAAUCACCUACCACACCACCAGUCGGCAAGCAUGGACUACAACGGUGCCACACAGAUGUCAGCGAACCAGCACCAUGGACCUUGUGACCCACAUCCGACAUACACGGAUCUGUCUGCACACCAUCCUUCUCAGGGUAGAAUCCAAGAAGCACCCAAGUUGACUCAUCUGUAGCAGGUUUGGACAAAAAAAAAAAAUUAAAAAGAAGAAAAAAAAUGAAAGGAAGACAAAACAGACUAACCCAUGGGGCGAUGCAAUGGGGUUGAAAAAGAUGAUCCAGUGGUUUCUUGCCAUGACUAGGACACCGGUUUGUGUCAAUGUUGUCCUUCCAUUCAUAUGUGAACAUCUCUGAAUUUAGUAUCCAUAGGUCUAAAAACCCCUUUAAAACAAUACAUGUCAUGAAAAGUGGCUUGUUUAUGCCAAGGAAUAGACUGUCUAGCUGUAUGACCUCAUUACAUCAUCCUAAAUGUUUGUGUUUCUCACUCUUUGGAGGGAAGUACGAUAUAGUAAAUAUAUAAACUUACUGGUGCAAGAAAACCACUGGAUUGUUUUCGUCCACUACCCUUAUUUCACAUACCUCUUUUUUUAAAUGUAUCAAAAACUUCAAUUUUUUAAAUAACUUGAUCCCAAAACUGCAGCAGAUUUGCACCAUGUCUUUAGCAAGACAAGGUGAUCAAGAUAUUCAUCUGUUUAAAUUGCGUUUUACACUAUGCUACCUAUCACUAUUAAUGAGAAGAAAAUUGAUUUUUGAUAUGGCUUUGACAGGGUAAAAAGAAGAGUUGAGAAAACUAGUAAAGUAAAGCUCAUUUCCUCAUUCUCAACUCACUUCCCCCUCCCUUCCCCUUAUACUCCUUUCCCAGUUCUUGGGUUUGCCUACAUUAGUCCAAACUAAUAUGAAAAGCCCACAUUUUCUCAUAUCUUCAUUUAACGUGGAUACAGGGUAUAUUUGAACAAAAUGCAUGUCCGGGAAACCAAGCUAUGGCGCAGACUUCUCUGUUUACGCCUACUGCGCUCUCGUCUGGGCAUCAUUGUUGCACUUAGAGUUUACAUUAAAUGGGUGAGGAAGAAAAGUAAAUCUUAUUUUGAAUCGGAAGACCUUCAAUCAGCGUCUUUCGCUAAGUGUGUUCAAGUGAACAUUCAUAAAUAUAUAUUUAUUUGUUAUAGCCAGUUUAAAUACUUUCUUUUUUGUAUUAUUUAUCCCCAUGUAUUUAUAUCGAUAAAAAUGUACUUUUUUAGUAUCUACCUGUUAUAAAAAAGACGCUGUGUUCUUGUCAUUGUAACAAAUUAAUUUUUAGUUCUUGUAUUUUAGAAAUAUGUAGGUUUAUGUUACCCUUGUAUAAAAAAUGUCUUGACUUGUACAGGGGGCACAAGAACGGAAUCAAACCGUUCCCGCAUAGUCGAGAAUUAGACGGAAUAUAGCGAAACAUUUUGAGAACUUCAUUUGUCCUUUGUAACUACUUUUAUUUCCUUGUUAAGAGUUGGUUGUUGAACAAUUCUUUAAUAAAAUGUUAUGUUAUUCAUUU
This is a messenger RNA of Danio rerio (zebrafish), 5487 nucleotides long. Lineage: Eukaryota; Metazoa; Chordata; Actinopteri; Cypriniformes; Danionidae. The record is from RefSeq and is a predicted model, not a curated record.